Messenger RNA from Staurois parvus, 1470 nucleotides. The record is from the annotation of a GenBank genome assembly. Lineage: Eukaryota; Metazoa; Chordata; Amphibia; Anura; Ranidae.
AUGGCCGAAACCCCUGUGAUUAAUGGCGGGCACACAGAUCUAUGGGCCUCUCAUAACCAGAUGGUACUGGAGCCUCUAGAAGUCAAUGAUCCAGAGGUGUAUGAAAUUAUCCGGAAGGAGAAGCACAGACAGCGGUAUGGCCUGGAACUGAUCGCCUCCGAGAAUUUCGCCAGUUGCGCAGUCUUGCAGGCUCUUGGCUCCUGCAUGAACAACAAGUAUUCGGAGGGUUACCCAGGACAGAGGUACUACGGCGGCACAGAGCAUGUGGAUGAGCUGGAGAGGCUGUGUCAAAAAAGGGCUCUGGAGGCUUAUAAUCUGGACCCGAAGAAAUGGGGCGUCAAUGUGCAGCCGUAUUCGGGCUCUCCAGCCAACUUUGCUGUCUACACUGCCUUAGUGGAGCCUCAUGGGAGGAUCAUGGGAUUGGAUCUUCCUGAUGGCGGUCAUCUCACACAUGGCUUCAUGACAGACAAGAAAAAAAUCUCUGCGACAUCCAUCUUUUUUGAGUCUAUGCCAUACAAGGUACAUCCGGACACCGGCUACAUCGAUUACGAUAGGGCUAGCAGAAAAUGCACGCUUAUUGUCAUCCAAAAAACUGAAUCAUAGCGGGUGUCAGCUGUUACUUCCCGUAAUUUGGACCUAUGCAAGGAUGCGGGCCAUAGCUGAUGAAAAUAACGCGGUCCUCAUGGCAGACAUGGCUCACAUUAGUGGGUUGGUGGCGGCUGGUGUGUUGUCCCAUCUCCGUUUGAGCACUGUGAUGUGGUGUCCCACCACGACGCACAAAACACUACGUGGGCUGCCGAGCCGGAAUUAUCUUUUAUCGGAAAAGGAGUGCGCAGCAGUGUGGAUCCAAAGACUGGAAAAGAGGUUCUUUAUAACUAUGAGAGUCUGAUAAACCAGGCGGUGUUCCCGGGACUGCAGGGGGGACCCCAUAAUCAUGCUAUAGCAGGUGUUGCUGUAACGCUGAAGCAAGCUAUGAGCCCGGAGUUCAAACUCUACCAGGCGCAAGUCAUCUCCAACUGCCGGGCACUGGCGGCCGCCAUGGACGAGCUGGGCUAUCACAUUGUCACUGGAGGCUCUGAUAAUCAUCUCAUUCUGGUCAACCUACGCAAUAAGAACACAGAUGGAGGGAGAGCAGAGAAGGUCCUUGAAGCUUGUGCAAUAGCGUGCAACAAGAACACCUGUCCCGGUGACAAGAGUGCUCUUCGCCCCAGUGGCUUGCGCCUUGGGACCCCUGCCCUGACCUCCCGGGGCUUCAGGGAGGGAGACUUCAAGAAAGUUGCACAGUUUAUUCACCAAGGCAUCUUGAUCACACUGGAGAUCCAGAAUGACAUGAACCCCAAAGCAACCCUUAAAGAGUUCAAAGACCAGCUGGCUGGUGAUGGAAAACACCGGGAGAAGAUCAGUGCUCUGAAGCAGGAGGUGGAGCAGUUUGCAGGCUCAUUCCCUAUCCCUGGCCUGCCUGACCUGUGA